UCCACGACAAACUAAGAAUCCAAGAUGCGCUUUUUACUCAUAGCAGUUUUGUGCCUUUCCAUAGCCGUUUGCACACUAGCAAACGAUUUUGAACUCGGUAAACGCCAGCCGGGCGACUACCGCGUCAUCAACAGGAGGAACAUCGUUAAACCUGGAGUCCCUUUUCUGGUUAUCAAAGCCAGAAUCGGCAUGAGGUGUCCGGACAAUGAAACCUUCACCUACAUUAAGAUUAGCAGUAUAAAUGGCAAAGAAGUUGGUUUUCAACUGCUCGAAGGCGAUGUGGGCACACAAAUCAUAAAAGUGAUGGUAUCAGGAAAAGAAAAAGGCGUAGGAUUAUUGUUAAAUGCAGAAGGUUACUGCAUAUCAAACACAAUUACCUCAGAAGCACUGACAGCAACGGAAAGCAACGCGAAAGUAGACAACGACAUAGCGAGCUACGACAUAGCAAAGAACAACGUCAACUACACCCGAUGAAAAUGAGCAGUAGAGAAAGAAUAAGCGACACAUUCAAUGGCAACGAAAGCACUGCCGAUAACGACAACGAAAUCUGGCUUGACAAUGAUAAUGACGGAAUAGAGAGAGAAGAAAAAUCUUCUUUAGAAAAAUUAUUAAUUUGAACUUUAGACACACGUUUUAAUUUAAGUUCUGAGUGUGUAAUGAUUGCUAUGUAUACGUGACUAGAUAUAUGGAAAAAAAAUUAGACGCAUCAUACGAAACGACUCGAUUGUAUAAUUAUGAUGCUGGGAGUGCGAGUAGAAAAAUUGCUAAGAAAAACUGCUCACUAUCGCGAUAAAUUGGCCAGUUUUUAUUAAUUAGGAUUUAGUAGACAGCAAUUGCUCGGAGAUUUUGUAUUAAGAUCCACAUUAAUUACGAGGGUAGUCCCAGAAGUACCUGACCUAACAAAGAA
Harpegnathos saltator (Jerdon's jumping ant) is the source of this 907-nucleotide messenger RNA. RefSeq lists its product as uncharacterized. The record is from RefSeq and is a predicted model, not a curated record. The transcript has 2 exons. NCBI's taxonomy places the organism in Eukaryota, Metazoa, Arthropoda, Insecta, Hymenoptera, Formicidae. The coding region runs from base 25 to 474 and encodes 149 amino acids.